Messenger RNA from Dioscorea cayenensis subsp. rotundata (Guinea yam), 1978 nucleotides. Its product is annotated as probable GTP diphosphokinase CRSH1, chloroplastic. Lineage: Eukaryota; Viridiplantae; Streptophyta; Magnoliopsida; Dioscoreales; Dioscoreaceae. Gene Ontology annotation, molecular function: calcium ion binding. The record is from RefSeq and is a predicted model, not a curated record. Gene Ontology annotation, biological process: guanosine tetraphosphate metabolic process.
AACUAGAAUUAAUGAAAACAAACUCAAUGAUGUGGAUGAAACUGAACCAAUUCCAAAUCACCACCGACACCACCACCACCACCACCUCCUCCGCCGCCGCCGCCGCCGCGGCAGCCAUGGCGGCCGCCGGCCACCACCUUCACGUCAACCACCUUCUCCCAAAGACACAAUCCAAGCAUCCACUCAAACCCAUCUCCUCAUCCUUCGUCUUCAUCCCUCGCGGUAAACGCACUAGCCGGAGGAUCCGAUGCUCCGCGAUGGAGCCCCUCUCUCUUUCACCCUGCGCUUCUCCUUCUUCGUCUUCUCCAAUGGCGGAGCUUGUUGCGGCUUUCAAUGAGCUCAGUGGCCGGAUGGGCGGCGCUCUUUCCACCACAUCAUCGUCAAACCUUCUCUUCAAGGCAUUGAAGCUCUCCAUUCCUCCAUUGCAAUCCCUUCCCAUUGCCCCUGAUGGUCGCGCCCCUUCUCGUGCUCUCUCCGUUGCUUGCCUCCUCGCUGACCUCCAGAUGGAUGCUGAAGUUAUAUCUGCAGGCAUACUCAGAGAAGCACUGAUUUCAGGGGCUAUAACAAUGGAUGCUGUGAAAGGCCAGAUUGGAAUUGGCACAGCUCAUUUGUUGCAUGAGAACUUAAGGAUGAGGCACAUUCCUUCUGAUGUUGGAAUUGUAGAUGAUGAGAGUGCCAGUGCAUUGAGGAGGUAUUGCCUGACAUAUUAUGAUAUUCGAGCACUGAUUUUGGAACUUGCUCUUAAACUUGAUUUGAUGAGGCAUCUUGAUUACCUCCCACGGUACCAUCAGCAGAUGAAAUCUCUUGAAGUCAUGAGGAUAUAUGCGCCGCUUGCCCAUGCUGUUGGUGCCAGUGCUUUGUCACUUGAGCUCGAGGAUCUUUCCUUUCGGUAUUUGUUUCCAUUAUCAUACCUCUAUGUGGAUACAUGGUUGAGAAGCCGUGCGGUUGAUAGUAAGCCAUUGAUAGAUGUUUACAAGGAGCAGUUGGUUCGAGCAUUGGAAACUGACACUGAAUUGGCAGACAUGGUGGAGGAUAUCCAAGUCCAAGGUAGAUACAAAAGCCGUUUCAGCACCAUGAAGAAACUUCUCAAGGACGGCCGCAAACCAGAAGAAGUGAAUGAUAUUCUGGGUUUGAGAGUUAUCCUGAAACAGAUAUCUGGGGAGAACACGACAGAGAUAGGAAACAGGGCGUGUUAUAGAACAUAUGAAGUGAUUCGAACAAUGUGGAAAGAAGUGCCUAGAAGGACAAAGGACUACAUAGGCAGACCGAAAGCUAAUGGUUAUAAGAGCUUACAUGUUGCUGUUGAUGUCAGUGAACACAAAGGAGGGAUUCCUCUAAUGGAAAUUCAGAUACGAACAACAGAGAUGGACAAGUUGGCUGAUGGUGGAGCGGCAUCACAUUCAUUGUACAAGGGUGGUCUUACUGAUCCAGGAGAGGCGAAGCGGCUGAAGGCCAUCAUGUUGGCUGCAGCUGAGCUUGCAGCGCUGCGCCUCAGGGAUUUGCCAUCUUCAAAUGAAAGAGGUCUUGAUAUUGAUCAAACAAAUCGAGUGUUUCGCCUUCUUGAUAAAAACGGUGAUGGUAGAAUUAGUAUCGAGGAACUCACUGAGGUGAUGGAAGAGCUCGGAGCAGGAGGUAAAGAUGCACAGGAACUCAUGCUGCGUCUUGAUGCAAACAGUGAUGGUUCUUUGAGCUCUGAUGAGUUUGACAUGUUUCAGAGACAGGUGGAGUUCAUGAGAAAUAUGGAAUACAAAGAUGAUUACUACAAAACCAUGCUUGGAGACAAACUUAAGAUGGCUGACGACACAGGCUUAAUCCAGGUUUAUCGCAAAGAAUUAGGAGACAAAUUGGUUGUAAACUAAGAUCAAUCAUCACUCUUGAUUUCUUUCAGUUCAUUCUUGAAAUUCUUGGAGCAAUGUAAAUCAAAUACUCUGUAAAUUUUGAUAUGUAUAGAUGUGUGAAUUUCUUAAUGCAGCUUCAA